Messenger RNA from Ostreococcus lucimarinus CCE9901, 363 nucleotides. RefSeq lists its product with no specific name. The transcript has a single exon. NCBI's taxonomy places the organism in Eukaryota, Viridiplantae, Chlorophyta, Mamiellophyceae, Mamiellales, Bathycoccaceae. The annotation marks the transcript as partial. The record is from RefSeq and is a predicted model, not a curated record.
CGUCGGCUUCGCUACGAACGCACGUUGGCAAAGAUCCCUGUUUUCGCCGACCUCGGCUCCUACGAGCGUGCCAUGGUAGUUAAACAAGCCAAACGGUUCAGUUUUAAGCCCGGUGAGAAAAUCAUACGCCAAGGUGAAGUUGCGGACAAGUUUUACGUCAUCCUUAAGGGUUCAGCCGUUUCCACUAAAUCCGACGGCGACGUCGACCACGUCGCCCCGGGAUCAAAAAUCCCUCCCGACCGCAUCAUGCGCAACUUUAGCCAGGGUCAAUACUUUGGCGAGCUCGCGCUGCUUACUGGCCAGCCUCGCUUAGCAACCAUCGUGGCGAACGACUCCUUGGAAGUUCUCGCCAUCGAUCGCGAC